AUGGCUGCCGCACGGUUGCUGCUGCGCCUUGCCGGGCGCCUGGAGUCAGUGAGCUUCACCCAGAGCGUGUGUGGCCUCCUGGGCGCCGGUCAGGGACCCGGGCCGUGGCACACGCAUUGCAGCUUGGAGCGAGGACAGCUUGUCCUCUCUAGCAAUCCAUUCCCCGGAGCUUCGGAGAAGCUUCCAAUCCAGAGACCCCUUUCCUGCCCUUUUGCGGCUCUGGACCAACAGCCUGAAGUCUCCAGGACAGAGCCGCUCACAAAUAGAGGUGUGGAGCUGGGUGUGGUGGUCCUUCUUCAGUCCAGUGACCAGACUGUAUUGUUGACCCGAAGGACAUGCACUCUCCGCAUUUCCCCCAAUCUGUGGGUCCCUCCAGACUUCCUCUGCCCACUGGAGAAUGGGGUCGCUGGUUGGAGACAACAACCGUUCAUACUGGGCCCACUCCUCUUGCAGAUACUGGAGUGUGGGUUUGGAGAGCUCUGGGAAGAGUGUGGACUACAGCUGCCUCAGAACCAGUUUUCUUGUGUCCUUCUGGGGUUAUGGGAGUCUGCCUACCCCCCUAGGCUGAGCUGGGGCUUCCCCAAAUACCAUCACCUCAUUCUCUAUGUACUUGUGAUCUCCCGGGAGUCACAGGAGCAGCUCCAGGCCAGGAUCCAAGUAAAUCCAGUGGAGGUGAAUGCCUUUAUGUGGCUGGGACCAGAUGUAGCAGCGGCUGUGGCUGCCACAGAGGAUGGGACAAGGACACCUGGACUUCUCGCCCAGGACCUAGCCCUCUCUGUCUGCUAAGAACUUUUCCUUUAGCUUGCAACUGAAUUGAGGGAUGAUGGAGGAACCCGACCUCUGGUCCUGCCUGAGCCCACACUCAUGCGGACAACCCCAACCACAGCAGAGGAGGACAAAAAAAGAAUUGGUGCUGGAACCAAGUUUGCCCUCCAGCUCUGGCUGCAUCAUCUGGGCAGAUGA
Molecule: messenger RNA, 963 nt
Organism: Mastomys coucha (southern multimammate mouse)
Lineage: Eukaryota; Metazoa; Chordata; Mammalia; Rodentia; Muridae
Gene: Nudt17
Product: nudix hydrolase 17
Biological process (GO): NAD+ catabolic process; NADP+ catabolic process
Cellular component (GO): cytosol
Molecular function (GO): NADH pyrophosphatase activity
Source: RefSeq, a predicted model, not a curated record